This is a messenger RNA of Gigantopelta aegis, 936 nucleotides long. RefSeq lists its product as uncharacterized. The transcript is spliced from 4 exons. The coding region runs from base 1 to 936 and encodes 311 amino acids. NCBI's taxonomy places the organism in Eukaryota, Metazoa, Mollusca, Gastropoda, Neomphalida, Peltospiridae. The record is from RefSeq and is a predicted model, not a curated record.
AUGCUUUCCAGUCUGUGUGACCAGAUGGUUUCCAGUCUGUGUGAUCAGGUUUCCGGUCUGUCUCACUGUGGAAUUACACUACACAAACCAACAGUAGCAGCGAAUCCAAGUGCCUCCUGUACUGAUCUUAUCAACCAGCAAGUAGCUCAAUCAUCGGUUAAAAAUGCAAGUAGCUGUACGGUUACCACAGAGACAGAUGUUGAUCAAUCUGAAUCCUGUAUUGAUAAUGCUAACAGCGGGAAGGUUUCCACAGAGACAGAUGUUGAUCAAUCUGAAUCCUGUAUUGAUAAUGCUAACAGCGGGACGGUUACCACAGAGACAGAUGUUGAUCAAUCUGAAUCCUGUAUUGAUAAUGCUAACAGCGGGAAGGUUUCCACAGAGACAGAUGUUGAUCAAUCUGAAUCCUGUAUUGAUAAUGCUAACAGCGGAAAGGUUUCCACAGAGACAGAUGUUGAUCAAUCUGAAUCCUGUAUUGAUAAUGCUAACAGCGGGACGGUUUCCACAGAAACAGAUGUUGAACUAUCUGAAUCCUGUAUUGAUAAUGCUAACAGCGGGACUGUUUCCAUAGAGACAGAUGUUGAUCAAUCUGAAUCUUGUAUUGAUAAUGCUAACAGCAGGAAGGUUUCCAUAGAGACAGAUGUUGAACUAUCUGAAUCCUGUAUUGAUAAUGCUAACAACGGGACGGUUUCUAUAGAGACAGAUAUUGAACAAUCUGAAUCUUGUAUUGAUAAUGCUAAAAAUGGUACUGAUAGUCCAUCAGAGUAUUUGAGAAAUAAAAUCACUGUCGAGUUAACUGAAGCGAAACAUUCCAAGUAUUUUUCUGUAAUUGCUGAUGAGGUGACGGACACAACGACCAACAAGGAGGUUUUGUCAGUGUGCUUGAGGUUUCUCGUUGGUGGUGAACCUGAAGAAGCUGAGAUUGCUGAUGUGUCGUAG